Molecule: messenger RNA, 1940 nt
Organism: Labeo rohita (rohu)
Lineage: Eukaryota; Metazoa; Chordata; Actinopteri; Cypriniformes; Cyprinidae
Gene: tspan13a
Product: tetraspanin 13a
Exons: 6
Coding region: 773-1387 (204 amino acids)
Cellular component (GO): membrane
Source: RefSeq, a predicted model, not a curated record
AUUACUCCAGUGUUACUUUCAGUAUCACAUGAUUCUUCAGAAAUCAUUCUAAUAUGCUGAUUUGCUGUUCAAGAAACUUUAUUAUUAUUAUCAAUAUUUAAAACACUACAUUUUUUCAGGAUUCUUUGAUGAAUAUAAAGAUUCAAAGAUCAGCAUUUAUAAAAUAAAAAGCUUUUCAUAAAAAUCACAGGAAUAAAUUACAUUUUAAAAUAUAUUCAAAUAAAAAAGCAGUUAUUUUAAAAAGUUUUUGCUAUACGUUGGAUCAAAUAAAUGCAGUCUUGGUGAGCAGAAGAGACUUUUUUAAAAACACUAAAAAUCGUACUGUUCAAAAACUUUUGACUAGUAGUGUAUAUUCAAUGAAUCAAUGAAUCGCAUACUUGUCACAAAAUGAUUCUUUCACAUAUCUGACUGAACAGCUUAUCCACUAAUCGAAAUGAUGAGUCGGUUUAACCGGUUCUUGAAUGAACAACUGACUCACUGAAUCCAGAACUGUAUUUUUUAUCUACUUUCGAACAGGUUCUUUCAAACGAACCGCUCGAAAGAACCGAUUCGCCCGAAUGAUUCAGACAUCCUAUCAUGAUUGCUUCACCUUGGGUGUAACAGUAGCCUACAAAUGGGAACUUUGCGUAUUUGCAUAAAGAUAAAAAACGGACCAAUGGCGUUAAAUUUGUCUACCUGAGCAAAUCCUAGACAACUUCCAGCCACAGAGCAGAAAGUCUCACACAGAGGAUAUUUGCGGACUAUGGUUUAAGUGUACACUACAUAUUUCAUCAUGGCUUGUGGUGGGUUUGUUUGCUCCAGAACCUCUCUUUGCAUCUUGAACCUUAUUUACGUGAUGGUCAGUCUCCUCAUGAUUGGUGUUACAGCAUGGGGAAAAUGGUUCGGACUGGUCUCUAGUUUCAGGGUGAUGGCUGCUGUCAUCGCAGUUGGACUGUUUCUCUUCGUCGUGGCCAUUAUGGGAUUGUGUGGAGCUAUGAAGCAUCAUCAAGUCCUCUUGUUCUUUUACAUGCUCAUUCUCUUCAUGGUGUUCAUUGUGCAGUUUUCAGUAUCAUGUGCCUGCUUGGCGAUUAAUAAAGAACAGCAGAACCUUCUCUUGGAGAUAGGAUGGAAUAAGUCUGAAUCAAUGCAGACGGAUUUGGAAAAAUCGCUGAAUUGCUGCGACUUCCUUCAAGUGAACUACAAUGACAGUAAAUGUGAAGCUGCAUGUUUCAAGGAACAAAAAUGUAGUCCAUGUUCAGAAAUAAUUCAGGCCUACGCUGACGACGCGCUUCAGUUUGUUGGAGGAGUCAGUCUGUUUUUCAGUUUUACAGAGAUUCUGGGCGUCUGGCUAGCGUAUAGAUACAGAAACCAGAAAGAUCACCGGCAAAAUCCUGGAGCUUUUAUUUAAAGCACAGACAUAUUCAAGACUUUCAUCUAUACUGAAUUUUUGUUCCUGAAUAGACUUUUUUUAAUUAAUCUUUUUUUUGUAAUUUAUGAUCUUGAUAGCACUCCAUUUCUUCUUUUUUAAAGGAUAUGAUAACAGAUGUUCUGUUAAAUGUUUAUUUGUUGAACAGCCAUUAUGAUUUUCAUCUUGCUGGCGUUUACAAAUAUUUAUUAUCGCUUAUUAUGCAAGUACUGGGCUUGAACUUUGAUCGCAAUUGAACAACUCUUACAAUGAUAAAGAGUUGCUAAAGAAACUUGAAAUAAAUUUUAAAAAACGAAAGACAUUAAAAUGUAUCUUCAUUUCUGAUUAUAAGUCAAACUACAGAACCUUCAUAAGGAACCAAAAAAACACUUCCUGCUUCUUAAAUCAAACAAAACGGUUAUUGCAUUAAGCUCAGUUACUCAGUAAUGAGUUUGCACACCGAAACUAAAACUUAAAACUACACCCAACCCACUUCCACAUCACUCUGAUCAGGAUGUGACCAGGAACGACUACAUCAUCUGUUUACAUUCCACAU